Molecule: messenger RNA, 2909 nt
Organism: Triplophysa dalaica
Lineage: Eukaryota; Metazoa; Chordata; Actinopteri; Cypriniformes; Nemacheilidae
Gene: bcl11ab
Product: BCL11 transcription factor A b
Exons: 3
Coding region: 79-2379 (766 amino acids)
Biological process (GO): negative regulation of dendrite development; regulation of transcription by RNA polymerase II
Cellular component (GO): nucleus
Molecular function (GO): RNA polymerase II cis-regulatory region sequence-specific DNA binding; DNA-binding transcription factor activity
Source: RefSeq, a predicted model, not a curated record
UCGCCGAAGAUCUUUUCCUUUGGAAUCUCCACGACUCUGGAUCUUCCUAAUGUGAAGCCAACUGAGACCGUGUCCAACAUGUCUCGCCGCAAGCAGGGCAGACCUCAGCACUUAAGCAAACGGGACUUUUCUCCCGAGCCUCUUACGGCAGAUUUCCCCGUGGACGAGGAAAGCCAUUCCGGAUCGGAACCAUCCACCCCCAAAGGCGAUCAGGACCUUCUCACAUGUGGCCAGUGUCACACCAGGUUUCCUUUGGCUGACAUUCUGCUGUUCAUCGAGCACAAACGCAGGCAGUGUCAGGGCAGCCUAUACAUGGACAAAUGUUCGGACGAGCCGCCGUCGCCCCCGCGGCAGGCCUGCAUCCCAGUGGAGGUGGCGGUUCAGGUCUCGCCCCGCGAAGGGGAGCGUUUCGCCUCCACGCCGCAUGGAUUACGACCCAAGCAGGAGACUGUGACAGAAAAAGAUGAGCCCAGCAGCUACACUUGCACAACUUGUAAGCAGCCCUUCAUCACCGCCUGGUUCCUGCUGCAGCAUGCCCAAAAUACACAUGGUUUCCGAAUAUACCUAGAGAGUGAACCCGGAAGCCCGUUAACCCCUCGUGUGGCCUCAGCUCCAGGCAUGGGUGGAGGAUGUGCCUCACAACCACCUUUACAUGCAGCCCACCUGGCAGACAGUAGUCCCUAUAGCUUGAUGAGGAUAGCCAACAGGGAUGGCUCAUCAGUUCCUAGAGAGGGCCGAUAUCCCAGGACGCCCCCGCUUUUUAGUCCCCCGCCACGGCAUCACAUGAGCCCAGAUGAUCUGGCUUUGGCCCCCCACCACCCAAGCGCCUUUGACAGGGUACUGCGUCUCAAUUCGGUGCCCUUGGACUCCCCAUCUAUGGACUUCUCAAGACGUCUACGGGAACUUGCGGGGAACUCUGCCGGAUCCUCUCCGCCCAUGUCACCCAACCGUCCCAGCCCUAUGCAACGGCUGCUACAACCAUUCCAACCAGAGGCUGCCCAUUCUCCAUCCGGACCCCAUUCAACGCCCACCCAACAGACGCCAACCGUGCCAGCUGCGAAGUCAAAGUCUUGCGAGUUCUGCGGGAAGUCCUUCAAGUUCCAGAGCAACUUAAUCGUUCACAGGCGCAGUCAUACCGGCGAGAAACCCUACAAGUGCCACCUCUGCAACCACGCUUGCACGCAGGCCAGCAAGUUGAAGCGUCACAUGAAGACUCAUCGACACAAGUCAUCCUCCACUACCUCCAGAUCCGAUGAUGGCCUUUCGACCGCCAGCUCACCCGAACCAGGCACAAGUGAUUCACUGAGCAGUGCCACCGAUGCUUUGAAAUCUGUGGUGGCUAAAUUCAAAAGUGAGAAUAAUGGCAUUCCUGAAGAUGGAGAGGAGAUGGAAGAAGAUGAGGAGGAAGAGGAAGAGGAAGAAGAGGAGGAAGAGGAGGAGGAGGAAGAAGAAGAGGAGAAUGAGAGUGAGACAGGAGAAAAGAAUAAUAUCAACUUCAGCUUGAGUCUGGAAGGUGCACAUCAUCAUGAGAACAAUCGAGAGCGGUACAGCAUAGGUGAAGGGGAGGGCGUUCAGGUUUACCGGGCUCCCCUAAACCUAUACAAACGUGGUGACCACCGAUCGACUGCUGAGACAGGUGCCGACGACUUCUCAAAAGAGUCUGACCAAACCAAUGGGCCGUACGUACCCACCGUGAACGGAACGGCCUCCUACCCAAACAAUGACCUGUCAAUAAAACUUCUGGGUCGAAGUCCUGUUUCCGACAGGCCUCUCUCCAAACGCAUCAAGGUGGAAAAAGACCUUGAUAUACCUACCCCUACACUCCCCAAUUCUGAAAACGUGUACUCUCAAUGGCUGGCGGGAUAUGCCGCGUCGCGCCAGCUCAAGGAUCCCCUCCUCAACCUCGGGGACUCAAGACAAUCGCCUUUCGCUACCUCUUCAGAGCAUUCCUCGGAGAAUGGCAGUCUCAGGUUCUCCACUCCUCCCGGUGAGCUGGACGGAGGGACGGCCUCGGGACGCAGCGGCACUGGGAGCAGGGCCAGUACGCCCCAUCUUUCCAGCAGUCGCUCUAGCUCCAAGGACGGCCGCCGUAGUGACACUUGUGAGUUUUGUGGCAAGGUCUUCAAGAACUGCAGCAACUUAACAGUGCAUCGGCGCAGCCACACGGGUGAGAGACCAUACAAGUGUGAGCUUUGCAGCUACGCCUGCGCUCAGAGCAGCAAGCUAACGCGGCACAUGAAAACGCACGGACAGACGGGCAAAGACGUUUAUAAUUGCGAGAUUUGCCACAUGCCUUUUAGCGUGUACAGCACUCUGGAGAAGCACAUGAAAAAAUGGCACAACGACCGUCCCUUGAGCAUCGAAAUUAAGACGGAGUAAAAUUACUACAGGAUUAUUUAAGGCACAGUGUCCGCUAAAUACGCCGGGCACAGAAAUUGUUAAAAUAUGACGCAAGACUCUGAGCCUCUCUAAUGUGCAAUAACUUAACGUUUUGUACUUUUUCUUACUGGUUGGCAUGUAUUAGUGUGUUCGCUUGAUAAGCGUUAGCUGUGUUGGUACUGUCUUUUGUCAAACAAGACAUUUCAUGCUGCAAACAAUUAUUUUUACAUAUCAUACUUAGUUUUAUUUGUCAUUUAAGCUUGUAUUAUUACGACUACCUAUACAUUCACACUGGGGUUUACACUGUUCAUUAGGGGACUAAAUGAACUUUAGGGUUACCAGCGAAAGUUUGAACAGUGACAUUUUACUAAAAUACUAAAAACGUGAAUUUUAACGUUGCUUGUGAAAAAGAGUGCCUUGGGUGCAUUUGUGUUUUUUUGUUGCCAUAAGCCUGGGGAUAUUGUUCAAUGCAAAAUUAGGUUCUUGCAUCAAGUACCUAUUCACUAAAUGCAGGAAUUCAGUAUGCUGUA